AUGUCAUCCGAAAUAACGUCCUCCACGACGGCGACACCAACAACGAUGCACCAGACGCUGCCCUACAACACACGACAGCGCUUGACUCCCGUAGGCUCCGUCCUCGCUCCUAUGACACAGGAUGAAAUACAGCUCUACAAAAAUUACCACAGUAUCGGUACUCAACGUCUCAUAAACAAACGCAAACGAGUCCAUAGUAGAGAGCCCGACGACUAUCAAGAACGUCCAGCCAAGAGACACGCUGCCGACGUCGAAAUGGUCGUUGAUCACUGUAAGCGUCUUCCCGCUGCUCAACCUACCAUUAACGCUGCCUUCCCAGAUAUCUUGCGUCCAGAAGUAGGCGUAAAACAGCGCAAAGAGUCUCCUAUCAUGGGCCUCAAGAAUUUCAACAACUGGGCUCGAAUUCGAGAGAUGUUGGCUGUUGACAUCGCGCACAUGUCUGUCGAGCAGGCUCAGCACCGGUGGGCAACCAUGCGUCCACGGCGUUUUGACGCCUCGUUCGCUGCAUUGGAUUGCUAUACAGAACCACCUACAAAGGUCUUUACGCCCGAGCAGCUUGAUUCGACGUUGUAUCCAUGCAGUUCUGCAUGCAUUAUGCGUUUGAAAUGGCGCAAAAAGCUCAAUGCAUGCUCAAGAACGUCAGCGAAUGGUUAAGACCAGGAGG
Messenger RNA from Suillus plorans, 664 nucleotides. RefSeq lists its product as uncharacterized. The coding region runs from base 1 to 654 and encodes 217 amino acids. The transcript is spliced from 3 exons. The record is from RefSeq and is a predicted model, not a curated record. NCBI's taxonomy places the organism in Eukaryota, Fungi, Basidiomycota, Agaricomycetes, Boletales, Suillaceae.